This is a messenger RNA of Drosophila virilis, 1185 nucleotides long. RefSeq names its product serine/threonine-protein phosphatase 6 catalytic subunit. Gene Ontology annotation, cellular component: cytoplasm. NCBI's taxonomy places the organism in Eukaryota, Metazoa, Arthropoda, Insecta, Diptera, Drosophilidae. The record is from RefSeq and is a predicted model, not a curated record. Gene Ontology annotation, molecular function: protein serine/threonine phosphatase activity. Gene Ontology annotation, biological process: G1/S transition of mitotic cell cycle.
AGUUAGUAUUGAGUAACUUGAGGUGAAAGGAAAACAGCUCUCUUUCAGUUUAUUUUUUUUUGCUGUGCGCUUUCCCAGCCGAUUCGCUGGAUCGCAACAGUAUCGAGUGACACAAUUGAGACACUUAUAAUGGGUGAUGUUGACAAAUGGAUUGAGAUAGUGGAGAAGUGUCAGUAUUUGCCAGAGAAUGAAUUGGGUAAGCUGUGUAAGAUGAUAUGCGACAUACUCCUCGAGGAGGCCAACGUGCAGCCCGUGAGCACGCCCGUCACAGUAUGUGGGGAUAUACAUGGUCAGUUCUACGACUUGCAGAAGCUAUUUAGCACCGGCGGUGAAGUACCCGAUACGAAUUAUAUAUUCAUGGGCGAUUUUGUAGAUCGCGGCUACUAUAGCCUGGAGACAUUCACCAGGCUGCUUACGCUGAAGGCGCGUUAUCCCAGCCAGAUAACUCUGCUGCGUGGCAACCAUGAAACGCGCCAGAUCACCAAGGUCUAUGGAUUCUUUGACGAGUGCUUCAGCAAGUACGGCAAUGCGAAUGGCUGGAAGUACUGCUGCAACGUCUUCGAUCUGCUCACUAUCGCUGCGAUCAUCGACGAGCAGGUGCUCUGCGUGCAUGGCGGACUGAGUCCCGAGAUUGUGACACUGGAUCAAAUACGCACAAUUGAUCGCAAUGGCGAAAUACCCUAUAAAGGCGCAUUCUGCGAUCUGGUCUGGUCCGACCCGGAAGAUAUUGAGGCCUGGGAUCAGAGUCCGCGCGGUGCCGGCUGGCUUUUUGGCCACAAGGUUACCAACGACUUUAUGACCAUCAAUAAUCUCAGUUUGAUCUGUCGCGCCCAUCAGCUGGUCGAUGAUGGCCUCAAGUAUAUGUUCGAUGAAAAAUUGGUCACAGUGUGGUCCGCGCCCAACUAUUGCUAUCGUUGCGGCAAUGUAGCGGCCAUUCUAAGUUUUAAAACAGCUCAGGAGCGUUUUGCACACAUAUUUCUGGCUGUGCCCGAUGCAGAGCGCGUCAUACCAAAACGCAAUGCCACGCCCUAUUUUUUGUAAUAAACAGCCAAUAAAACAAAUGAAAGCGCCCCCUUUCCUCGUAGGAAUGCAUUUAGUAGUCAAAUAAACCCCAUCUCAUGCACAAAACACGCUAAACCAACAGAUAUCAGAAAUAAAUGUUAUGUUUUGGUCCAUGAUAAUCAA